Messenger RNA from Sinocyclocheilus rhinocerous, 2333 nucleotides. RefSeq names its product nuclear receptor-binding factor 2-like. The record is from RefSeq and is a predicted model, not a curated record. Gene Ontology annotation, biological process: autophagy. The transcript has 4 exons. Bases 289 to 1068 code for a protein of 259 amino acids. Lineage: Eukaryota; Metazoa; Chordata; Actinopteri; Cypriniformes; Cyprinidae.
AUUUCGAACAUGGUUUCAUCUAAUGAGACACGUUUGAUACUAAAUCAUGCCACUCGUUAUGAAUGGGAUAUGAUUUCGCGUGAUUUACUAAGUAGAAAAGACGAAAAGAAAAGCGUUGUCACGUGUGACGCGGCGGUGACGUCGCGGAGGGGGAAGUUGUUGUUGUUCUUGCUCGACUCUUGCAGCAGUGGAUCAGUAACCGGUGAAAGCAGAGUCUCUGGUCCCGGAAUAACGACAAUAAUGUGCCGAUGAGUCUCUCGUGUAGCUGAGGCUGUAGUUGAUGAAGGAAUGGAGGUGCUGGACAGUCCUCUCAAUCUCGCCCAUCAACAGUGCAGGAAAGCAGAGCGCUUGCUGGCCGCUGGGAAAUUUGAAGAUGCCAUCUCCUGCCACAGAAAAGCUGCAGAACUUCUCAAGGAGGCCAUGAAGCUCACCGAGUGUGAACAGGCUCGCUUGUCACUGGAGCUUCAGAGGGACAGUCACGUCAAGCAGCAGAGGCUGAUUGAGGAGCAAUGGAAGCGAGCAAAGCGAGAGGACAAGCCCAGAACACUCCAGCAUGUCCCCGCCUCGGACCAAACGCCACGCCGCCACCUAGAACCGGGCGGAACCGCCACGGACGUCUCCCAACCCUCUGAACGCGAGUAUGACACCUGGUUGUACCUCCUGAAGAACAAAGGCACUGUCCCAGAGCCCUGCGCAGGCACUAAAACCCAGAAAGAUGACAAAACCCGUCUGGAAGAGCAGCAGACCACCAUCGACGGUCUACGCAACCUGGUGGACCGACUGGUGUCCGAAAACGAGCAGCUGAAACUGGAGAACGAGCAGCUGCGGGCGGAGAACGCACGGCUGAAGAAGGAACCCUACGCUGAUGCCGACUUCGUGGAGCGGUCGGAGCUGUGGGUGCUUCCACAGACGGCCGAGGAGCGCAAGGCCAAGGACAUUCCCAUCCCACAGCUCCCUCCGCUGGAGAUGCCCACUCAGGAGAUCCCUCUGGAAGACCUGCCCGGCCUAGAGCUUCCUGAGGACAUCCAGCAGGAGCUGCAGGAGCUGUUGGACGGGAAGAAGCUGUGACCGCUCACACACCAAAGGGAGACUUCGAGCGCCAUCGCGUGCCAGCGAACACACCGAGGAAGCACAUUCACGGUGAAGCAGCCCAGCGGCGGAAAUGACGGUUCACGCGACCGAUUGGAUACACAAAGAAAGAAAACCACGCUUUUUGAAGUAUGUGUGCCUUUUUGAACAUUUCGAACGUGUUUUUUGUUAUGAAGUACGAGUGAAAAGGGACAUUCUGUGUUAUCAGACGUUUUAUCAGCAGGUGAAUUUGCCUCUUGCAAAAUCCCACUUUGAAUCGAAAACUAUUUCCUACACAGACACUGUGAACUACAUUCAUAAUGUGUGAGUGUGUGAGGGUUUUGUGCAGUAUCUGUUGAUCAGCACCAUCCAUGUUGAUGUUGUGGUUAUGCCGUUUCAGUCGUCUAUCAACAGCGCAGAUUUAGGGCAUAGAGGAAGCCAAGAGGCAUCAAUGCAAUUAGUUAUGCAUUCUGUUUCCGUACACUGAUAACCAGCUUGCAGCACUUGUUUUGCCUUAUUGCAAUUAGUACAAACCCCAGGCAUGAUGUCAUCUCUGGACGAUUUGUAGCAACCUGUAAAACGAAAACAGCUGUGGUUUAUUUUGAGACUGAACAUGAGUGAGUCUAUUGCAUUCGGAACGAUAAGCAAUAAUCAUGUCAAGUGCUACAGAAUCACUCAUUCAGUUGUUUCUCAUCUCCGCUGACUUCUCUGAAUUCCUGCUCCGCUGUGUCAGUCUUCAGACGCAAUGCCAACAGCAUAGGAAUGGACAUGUCCUGAAAGCUUCGCUCUUUGGACCUGUGUGAAGUCUGAAUGAACUGAGGAUGUUGUUUUGAAGUUUCGUUUGUACUGUACUCCUCAAUCAAGGAUUGUCUGAAUCACGGUGUUAAUAUUUUCAGGUAACUGAUUGCACAAUCAUACCUUGCUCUAACAAUAAACCAGGUCCUCACACUAAUCAAAAGCUUACCAACAUGUGCCAGACGCGCCUGGGAAGAGAUGAAUUUAUGGCUUAUAUUUGUGUCAUGAAGAGGGAACCAAAUCCACAUUUUGCUCUUUUUAUUAUUUUGUUUUUAGUUCAAUGUUUAAUUACUGGUUUAUCACAGUAAUCAGGGUGCAUCAGAUUGUUUUUUUUAUUUUAAAUUUUGUUUUGUGAUGUUAAAAAACAAUGAAAAUCAUAUGACAAAAGUGUUUUGAUGCAUGAAUGGCUGUUCUACGGUAGCUGUACGUAUGUAUGAUUAAGAUAUUGAAAACAAGAAUUUAUGUAUUAU